AUGAGCUCAGAGCCAGCAAGCGUUGAGAGCCUGCGGGUGUUGUACCAGAGCGAUGACUACAUUAUUGUGGACAAACACUGGGAUAUCCGCAUAGACAGCAAGAUGUGGUACGAGAAGCAGACGGUGCAGCUUCAGCUUCAGCAUCAUUUCCCCCAUCUGGCAGACCCCAGCACCUACUAUGGGUUCAGGUUUUGUCACCAGCUGGAUUUUUCCACCAGUGGAGCUCUUUGUGUCGCUCUCAAUAAGGCUGCUGCUGGAAGGGCCUACCGCUGCUUUAAGGACCGCACUGUUACUAAAGCCUAUAUAGCUUUGGUUCGUGGAUGGGUGGAACAGGAGACACAAACUUUGAAUUUUGCCAUUGGCAAGAACUCCAUGGAGGGAAGAACACAUAUGAUGUGCAUUGAAGGAAGUGAAGGUUGUGAGAAUCCAAAGCCUUGCCAAACUGAGGUGACGGUGUUGGAAUACGGGAUGUAUGACGGAGACCCGGUCACCAAGGUGCUGCUGCAGCCACUCACUGGUCGAACCCACCAGUUGAGGGUCCACUGCAGCGCCAUCGGCCACCCAAUCGUCGGAGACUUCACCUACAGCUUGGGAGCAGAUGACUCUCCGUAUCGUAUGAUGCUGCAUGCCUACCUCCUCCACAUCCCCCUGGAGCCUCAGGAGCUUCUUGUCACAGCCGGAGACCCCUUUGUCCCUGCUGUCGACCCAAAAUGGAUUUCACAACGCUCACUGAGGACACUGGAGGCCACAGUUGAUGCUGUUUUGGAGCAUAGAAAGACUAAAGAGAAGGAAGAAGAGGUGGCAAGAAGAGAGGGGGAGAAGAGGAAGCAAAGCAAGCAACGAAGGAUGGAGGAGCAGAGCGAGGAGCAGAGGAGGGCUUGUCAGGAGUGGCUGAGUGAAUGGGCGGGGGAUUGAUAGGACCUUAAUGUUUUAGUUUUAUUUUAGCUGUUCACACAAACUAACAUGCUGACCAUUGAAAACAUGAAGUACCACGCAAAGUGAGAAGAAGAGUAUGAAAGAAUGAAUGAAAGCGGUAAAACUUAAGGUGUUCAUUCCUGCAUCUUUGUUCAUUAAAUUGCAUGUAUUUUACUGCAGCUAAAAAUGAAGUGCCUUCACUCACAGUCAGGAGUUCCCUCUUUAAGAGGUUUUUAUUUACAUUUUGUAUACAACAAUGAAAAGAAAACACUUCUUUCAUGCAGAUGCAUUUCCUUUUUCAUGAAGGUUUUAAGCUGUAGAGAUUUACUUGGCCCAUAUUGUCAUAUGAUGUAUGUAGUUGUGGAAAUCCCAGUCUAAAUGUGCUCUAUGCAUUUUUGCUGUUUGAUAUUUUCGAGUCUGUUUAAGAUUAUUCACUCCCACUUGGUCUCAUGCUUGAAAUGACCCGAAUCCAAACAGAUUUGUAUCAUUAUUACAUCUUGGUUGAAUAUACCAGCAGAUGGUGGCUGCUCAGUGGGGCAGCGGGAAGUACUGCUGCCUUGCAGCAACAAGGGGUCUUUCUGCAUGGAGUUUGCAUGUUCUCCCUGAGCAUGCGUGGGUUCCCUCCGGGUACUCCAGCUUCCUCCCACAGUCUAAAAACAUGAUUGUUGAAUUAAUUGCCUUCUCUGAAUUCCGCUUAAGUGUCAGUGUGUGCAUGAAUGGUUGUUUGUCUCUGUGUUGCCCUGCGAUGGACUGGCGACCUGUCCAGGGUGUACCCCGCCUCUCGCCUGUAGACAGAUGGAGAUGGGCACCAGCACCCAUUGCAACCCCAGCAGGGAUGGAGCGUGACAGAAAAUUAAUUGAUACCAACAGAUGGAAGAAACUAUAACACAUAUUUAGACAACAUCUAAAGUAGGUUAAACGUGCUUAAGAAAUGCUUAAAAACACUGCUGAUGAGUUUUUUUUUAUAUGUCCUCCUCUGUUUUUUCCGAAACAAAUCCAGUUCAUUGCAGUCGAAUCAUAUUGCCAGACCAAAUUGCAUGCAGUUCACUUGGUUCAAUCAUUAAUGCAAUGAUGUGAUGGAUUAUCCGUCUAAAGAAUCACAGCUAACUGCUUUGUUUUUGGCUUUGUGGCAAUCUCUAAUCUCAAGUAACAUGCAGGUUGCAGCAGUGAAGAUGAACCGCUAUUUAUCCAACGAUAAAUGACAGCGCAGUGAGAGAAGCACGGCUAACCGGGGAAUCAACGGGCCGGGACUGAUUAUCUGGGAAUGUAUGA
Molecule: messenger RNA, 2187 nt
Organism: Cyprinodon tularosa
Lineage: Eukaryota; Metazoa; Chordata; Actinopteri; Cyprinodontiformes; Cyprinodontidae
Gene: rpusd1
Product: RNA pseudouridine synthase domain containing 1
Exons: 5
Coding region: 1-915 (304 amino acids)
Biological process (GO): pseudouridine synthesis
Molecular function (GO): RNA binding; pseudouridine synthase activity
Source: RefSeq, a predicted model, not a curated record